CCUGCCCUGUUUCUUACAGCAAAACCAAUAUCCAGUGAUCGUUCUCCAACUCUUCUGCACAAAACAUACCAUACCCUUCAAAUCCCUCAAAAUUACAACUUCCUCUUCUCUUCUUCUACUCCUUCCCGUUCAUUCAUUCAUUCAUUCUCUCAAUGGAGGACCGCCACACCGGUUCGGUUCAAUUUCAACGACCCGACCCAUUUGGCCGGUUCGGCCGGUUCGGCGGCAAGUACGUGCCGGAAACUCUAAUGCACGCUCUCACCGAGCUAGAAACCGCAUUCCAUUCACUCAAAGCCGACGAAGACUUUCAGAAAGAGCUUAGUGGGGUUCUGAGGGACUAUGUGGGUCGUGAAAGCCCCCUUUACUUCGCUGAGAGGCUUACACAGCAUUACAAGCGUGGUGGUGAUGAUGGUGAAGGGCCUCAGGUGUAUCUGAAGAGGGAGGAUUUGAAUCACACGGGUGCUCACAAGAUCAACAAUGCUGUUGCUCAAGCAUUGCUUGCAAAGAGGUUGGGAAAGAAAAGGGUUAUUGCUGAGACUGGUGCUGGUCAACAUGGGGUUGCUACUGCCACUGUGUGUGCUCGGUUUGGGUUGGAAUGUGUUGUUUAUAUGGGUGCUCAGGAUAUGGAAAGACAGGCCCUUAAUGUGUUCAGAAUGCGACUUCUUGGUGCUGAGGUGAGAGCUGUCCAUUCUGGGACUGCUACAUUAAAGGAUGCUACAUCAGAAGCUAUAAGGGAUUGGGUGACUAAUGUGGAAACAACACAUUAUAUUUUGGGUUCUGUUGCUGGGCCACAUCCAUAUCCAAUGAUGGUAAGAGAGUUCCAAGCAGUGAUUGGCAAAGAAACAAGAAGGCAAGCAUUGGAAAAGUGGGGAGGGAAGCCAGAUGUUCUGGUCGCAUGUGUUGGUGGCGGUUCAAAUGCCAUGGGACUUUUCCAUGAAUUUAUUGAUGACAAAGAUGUUAGGCUGAUUGGUGUGGAGGCUGCUGGGUUGGGCCUAGAAAGUGAUAAGCAUGCUGCCACAUUAACGAAGGGAGAAAUUGGGGUCUUGCAUGGAGCUAUGAGCUAUCUUUUGCAGGAUGAUGAUGGGCAAAUAAUUGAGCCUCACUCUAUCAGUGCAGGGUUGGACUACCCUGGGGUUGGACCAGAGCAUAGUUUCUUGAAAGAUGUAGAGCGUGCUGAAUACUACAGCGUUACCGAUGAAGAAGCACUGGAAGCCUUUAAGAGAGUAUCUCGGAUGGAAGGUAUAAUUCCAGCUUUGGAGACAUCUCAUGCUUUGGCUUAUUUGGAGAAACUCUGCCCUACCCUUCCAAAUGGAACUAAGGUGGUGGUUAACUGCAGUGGCAGAGGGGAUAAGGAUGUUCAAACUGCUCUGAAGUACUUGAAUGUUUGAAUGUAUGGAUCCUGGUUCUACUAGACAUGCUAUGAUGCUAUGACAUGAUUGAGUCUUCAGCAUAGAUCAACAGCUUGGCUCUUGAAUGGCUUUCUAUCUUAUUGAUAUUGCUAUGAAAUUCCUGAGUUUGAGGUGGAUUACUUGUGAAAGAAUGGAUUUUAGGAAUACUUCAGUUUGUGAAAACCAACAUGUGAUUUAGAAUUUUUAGAAGUGCCAUAUUGGAAUAAAGGAUAUUUAUUGUCGUUG
This is a messenger RNA of Abrus precatorius (Indian licorice), 1634 nucleotides long. RefSeq names its product tryptophan synthase beta chain 1. Gene Ontology annotation, biological process: L-tryptophan biosynthetic process. Gene Ontology annotation, molecular function: tryptophan synthase activity. Gene Ontology annotation, cellular component: chloroplast stroma; cytoplasm. The record is from RefSeq and is a predicted model, not a curated record. NCBI's taxonomy places the organism in Eukaryota, Viridiplantae, Streptophyta, Magnoliopsida, Fabales, Fabaceae. The coding region runs from base 153 to 1388 and encodes 411 amino acids. The transcript is spliced from 5 exons.